This is a messenger RNA of Ctenopharyngodon idella (grass carp), 1262 nucleotides long. It is a transcript of the gene lrrc23, whose product is annotated as leucine rich repeat containing 23. Bases 216 to 1190 code for a protein of 324 amino acids. Gene Ontology annotation, molecular function: protein binding. The record is from RefSeq and is a predicted model, not a curated record. Lineage: Eukaryota; Metazoa; Chordata; Actinopteri; Cypriniformes; Xenocyprididae. The transcript is spliced from 7 exons.
AGAUCUACAAAUUUAAUUAUUUUUUAACUCAAUUAUUUUGAUUAAAACUGUAUAAGAGUAAGUUGUUUCUUUUCGUUACAACCUAUAUUGUUAGUUUAGUGGCUAAAGCUAAAGUUAGCUAGCGUGCUGAUGAUGUGAACGAAUUUAUUCAUUUAAAUGUCAAAUCAUUUAUUUUAACACGUGAAAAGUUGAUCCACAAGGUAGACAGCAGAACAAUGUCAGUCUCUGAUGAAGAUGAGGUGUUGAAAGCAGAGUCUGAGGAAGAGGAUGAAGGGAAAGAGAAGGAGAUUUCAGGACGAGAGGAUAAGCUAGAGUCCUGUCCGCUAACCCAGGACAUGAUGGCGAAAAGCUUGUCCUUAUUGUGUCGCACAGGGAAUGGUCUGUCUCAUGCCUAUGUCAGACUUGACCUUAAAAGCAAGGGUCUGACAGACCUGGCCUUGAUCAGCUCCUUCAUCCAUCUGCGCUACUUGGACAUCUCCUCCAAUCAUUUGUCAGACUUCUCUCCAUUGGCCGGCCUCACUCAGCUGUUGUGGGUGAAGGGAGACAGUAACCUGCUUCAGAGGUUCGAGGGUCAGCCGUUUGGCCAGCUCACUUACCUACAGUGGCUCAGCUUUGCCAACAACCGCCUGUUUGAUGUUAAGGGCAUUGGAGGCCCAGCACUGGAAACCCUCAAUCUCACUGGUAAUGGUAUCCAGAACAUGCAGGGCCUGGAAUAUCACAAUCUAACCAAUCUGGUGACUCUUGAGCUCAGAGGAAAUUGUUUGGAAACUACAGAUGCCAUUUACCUCCCCAAUUUACGCCACUUGUAUCUGGCUCAAAACAACCUAAAACGAUUGGAGGGUCUGGAGAAGCUUGAGAAUCUCAACACUCUUCACCUCAGAGAUAACCAGUUAGAAUCACUGGAUGGACUCAGCCCCAAUAUGAAAUCUCUAAAGUAUCUUAAUGUCAGGGGGAACCUUAUAUCUUCUAUGAGGGCUUUGCGAAAUCUUGUGAGUGUCGGGCAAACACUGAAGGCCCUUGUGCUCUUGGAGAACCCUUUAGCGAAGACUGACGAUUACAGGAUGUAUGUGAUCUCGCAUCUCCCCCAGCUUGAGCGCCUGGACAAGGAUCCCAUCACAGCUGAAGAGAAGUCUGCGGCCCAGGAGAAGGAAUUUGAAGAUGAAUUUGCUGAAGAUCAAGAGGAUAACUGAAUAGGCUGUGUUACAUUGAAAUAUACUUGUAAAUAUAAUUUUAUAUUCAAUAAAAUCUACUAUCAAAAAAAA